This is a messenger RNA of Amoebophrya sp. A25, 2824 nucleotides long. NCBI's taxonomy places the organism in Eukaryota, Dinophyceae, Syndiniales, Amoebophryaceae. The record is from the annotation of a GenBank genome assembly.
CCGAUAAACUCGGGUCGCGAACCACAUUAGCUGUUACGAAAAUGGAGGUAUAAUUCGGUACUAUAAAAUCAAGGAGAACUGUCAUCGUAAACAGAGCAAACAACAACUAAGUACCCAUGAUUGUAGUAUAAUUUCAAAUCUUUUAAGAAAUGACCAACACCAGCAGUGCUUCUUCUAGUUCUGCGACUACUGCGCAAGCAGCUGAGAUCGAAGCUGUGACGAACCCGAGUAAGCGCGCACCAGAUCAUGAGGUAGAUGAACAAGAAGACGGUUCUCCUCUUCGGCGUGUAAGAGUUUCAAAACAAAAUACGGUAGCUCGUGGUCCUGCCGAAGAAGAACUGAUUGACGUUUUGAACCUGGUUUUGCCUUUCCUAACCCAAGCAGGAACAGGCGCGCUCUGCCAGACGUCGAAAAAGAUACGAUAUUUUCUUCGCGAUGAGGAUGAGAACGACAGCCCGAACAAUCACACAGACACUCGAAGUUUGGUAUCGUGGUACUUGCACAAUGUGACCCGCAAAUCGUUUGGGCAUUGGGGUAUGGGUGAUUCGAUCCUUGAGAGUUGGCGGAUUGUUCUUGCUUUAGAACGCAAAGCCUGGCGACCGGAGAACCUGCGAGAGGUGAGGCUUCGAGCGGAAAAUGGAUUUCAUGCGGUCAACAUUCAAUGCUUCAUGAAGAUUUUCUGUCAACAUUUUAGGUAAGGCUCGUCAUCAACUGCUACUAAGUAGAAGUACGUGAUAAGUAGCUAGAAGAAGUACUUGAAAUUGAAAUUCAUAUCCUUCCUCGUCCACAGAAGAUACAAGUAGUAACUAUUCGUUCGGUUUUGCCAUUGUGUGUCCACGACCUGCUGCAACACUCAUCCCUGUGUCCUUUGAUAUCUUGCACCGAUCAUGUGUAAGCGAACAAACUAAAUUAUAAAAUACUUACAUAGAUGACAGAUAAAAAUAACCACUGCUACUUAGAUCAUUCUCACUUAGGAAAUCGAAAUGAAAGCAGGAGUUGUUGAAUGGUUCUGGUAUUUGGUAACCUGAAUUUGAUCCUAAGGGAAAACAAGAAGAGAACCUUUAGGAUCAAACUCAGGUUACCAAAUACCAGAACCAUACAGUUGUAGGAGUUCUACUCUGUUCACCACUCGAAUUUAGAAAACCCGAGGGGGGUGGAGGAAUUUUUCGGCUUCUGGAUGACGGGUGCGUCGAGUUUGGAGAGUCAGUUCUAACUUACGACGGCGAAGGUCGCUAUAUGUUAAGGCUUGCUCUCUAAUGUCUCUAUUUCUAAGAUGAUAGGCAGCAGAAGUUGAUGAUAUGUUAAGACUUGUUGUCCUCUAGUACAUGAAUCUGAAUGCUCACCUCUGUCCUCUCCGUAGGCGAGCAUCAGAUUCCUAUCCUAUUGCUAUGAUCGAACAGGUUGAAGUUGAUAGAACAAGUUGAAGUUAUAAAUUUUUAGGCCUCGCAUGAAUCAAUCUGCCAUCUAAUUUUCUGGUUAGACACGACCGCGGGUGGAAAUAAAUUCGAAAAGAAGCAAGAAGAGCCGCAGCGCGAAGAGGAUAUGUCAGAAGCCGCACUCCAUCUCGAGAAGGAAGUCAUGAUUAAGGCUACCGUUAGUGUUAGAGCAUCCACAGUACCAUCCGUCCCUGGCUCUUCUUCUACUUGGAAAAGAAGCCAGGGAUGGACGCAGGGAAGCGAACGCGGUAGCUCUAACAUAAGAGCAGGCUGGCCGAGAAACUUGGAGCAGUUUGAAAUCGAAGUACCUAAACGCUACUGGCACAAGGCGCUGACUCGUCCCCCUUUGUACGAGAUGGAAUGCUCAUCUACUCCUUCAGCGGACACGUUUUUUUUUUUUUUCAAAUUCUAUGUUUGAGAAUACUGGAGACUCUUCUCGAGGAGUGGUUUUGAUGCGCUAUUUCCCUGUUGAUCAUAAACUACAGUCGCUUUCCAGCACUAGUCGUGCCGCUCACUCUCAAAUUCUAACUUCGCAUCUUGAGCGAUGAGGAAGCGAGAUGGCUGCGCGUACAGGCCUGCACAGCGCAGAUGAGAAAGCUCUUGCGGGCCCAGCUGUUAAACCGAAGGAACGAAUGCAGCGAUAAUCGUAGGGCUGAUGUAGAUAAGGCUGCAAUCACAAAGAACUCAAUGAUUAUGAUAAGAUAAGUUUUCGGAUUCGGACUGAUGUUACUAUUAUCUCUUUCUCUAUUGGCACGAGCACGACCACGAGCACUUCUCUCACGUACGAAAAGUAGUACAGAGUUACGAAUUCCUACGAUUUAUUACGAAUUUUUUAGAACACCAAGCUAGCAGAAGCUCUAAAAAAGCUACACUGUUCGAGUCGCGUGUUCACGACAUAGCUAAUGCCGAAGCAUGGGAGGCAAGAGGGAGUGAAGAUGAGCUUGGAGAAGAUGAACAAUUUCAUAAGUUCUCGAGGCGUGUAGUUUGUUGCUUGGAUAUCCCUGGGUGUCCGUGCCCGCCAUUUGAAGGUAAAAAUCCGGUCAGGGUGCCUUUGCGCAGGAGGAUGUGAAUGCUCCCUAUACAAGACCAUGCAGGAGGGUGCCUUUGCGCAGGAGGAUUCUGCUUCAGAUAUCACUGUAAGUAUGUAAAUGUCCACGCAAUUGAUGACAGUAAUAUCAGGUAGCUAGUAGCCUUAGCUCGACAACAUUUACACUUGGAGUUUUCAUUGGAGAUCAUGAUGCUAAAGAUGUGUGCAUUCACAUUCAUCUUGUGAUAAGAAAGAGAAAGAGUCCAAGAAAGUGCAAACGCGGACAAGGAGCACCUAGACCACAGCCUUUGAGGGGACCAUGAUAAUCUUUCGGACGAUGAAAGCAAAAAGUCCAAAGGCC